Messenger RNA from Drosophila willistoni, 3610 nucleotides. It is a transcript of the gene mahe, whose product is annotated as ATP-dependent RNA helicase dbp2. The record is from RefSeq and is a predicted model, not a curated record. The transcript is spliced from 3 exons. Bases 472 to 3324 code for a protein of 950 amino acids. Lineage: Eukaryota; Metazoa; Arthropoda; Insecta; Diptera; Drosophilidae. Gene Ontology annotation, molecular function: RNA binding; RNA helicase activity; ATP binding. Gene Ontology annotation, cellular component: ribonucleoprotein complex; nucleus; cytoplasm.
GGUGUCAAUUCAGUGGGUUUGGCAACACUGUUACCAUCACCAUCAUAUCCAUUUAUUGCUACAAACUCUUCUUGUUGUACAAAAAGUCUAAACGAAACGUGAAGUUUGUUAGUAUUAGUUUAACCCAAAACUAUAGUGUUUAACAUAAAGAUAAACGUAGUUAGCAUUAAAGUUAAUUUCCCGGUGGUUAACAAAAGCGAAGACACGAAAAAACACUCGUACCCAAGAGGCGUGAGCGUGACGACGACGACGACAAGGGAGAGAGAAUAAGGAAAAUCGAAAGAGCAAAAAAAAAAGUAGAAAAAAAAAACUAAAUCAGAAUCGGAGAAACAAAUUAAAUUAAUUUAGCGUAUGCUAUAUGAAACUCAAAGUUAUCUACAUUGACAGCAAGUGUAACUAACUGAAAAGAGGAAGAGGAAGUACAACAUCGAAAUCGAGUUCAAUUCGCAACCAGUGUUCAUCCUAUACGACAUGUAUGCCGGAGCAUAUGCACCCACUGCCGGUGGCAUUCAGCAGCACACGGGAGGCGGCGGCUAUUAUGGCAAUGGCGCUGGCGCUGCCGGUGCCGCAGGCGGACCACGCCACGAGCGUCCCUUUUAUACACGUAAUAAUUAUCCCGGAGCAGCUAAUGGAGCGGCUCUGAAUGGUGGCGGAGCUGCAAGCAGUAUGCACUUUGGCCAACCCUAUGGAGUGAUGACCUAUGGUAUACAGAAUGGCAUCAGCAUGGGAGCCCCGGCUGCAGCUGGUGGUAAUGGAAAUCCCUAUCGCGGUGGCAACGCCGUACAAAAUGGUGCUGCCUUUGCCAGUGGCGGCGGCGCUGGUGCUGGCGGUGGCUAUCAAGGUCAGGGCGGUCCACGCGGCAAGAAUCCAAGUUAUGCACAACGCUACCAAAAGCCACACAACGGUGGGGGCAUCAUGGGUAAUGGUGGAUACCAGGGUCAAUUGGCUAGUAAUUACAAUGCAGCUGCUUUGGGAAUGCUUUCCAAGGAGGAGCGAGCCGAAAUUCAACGCGAAAAAGCCAAGAAUCCUGGACGCAAUCUGGUCAAGCCAAAGUGGGAGAAUUUAGCACCAUUUCACAAGAACUUUUACAACAUUCAUCCAAAUACACUGAACAAGACAGAACAGGCUGUUGCCGAGAUGCGUCAUGAGCUGGAGAUUACCGUGUCGGGUAAUGAUCUGCCCCAUCCGGUGGCCAAUUUCGAGGAGGCAUCACUGCCGCCACACAUUAUUGACGAAAUGAAACGUCAGGGUUUCACAAAGCCAACAGCUAUACAGGCUCAAGGUUGGCCCAUUGCUUUGAGCGGCCGCGAUCUGGUCGGCAUUGCCCAGACGGGCUCCGGCAAGACAUUGGCAUAUAUGCUACCAGCCAUUGUCCAUAUUGGUAAUCAGCCACCCAUUUUGCGUGGUGAGGGUCCCGUUGCCUUGGUAUUGGCACCAACACGCGAGUUGGCCCAGCAGAUUCAGUCGGUGGUCCGUGACUAUGGCCAUCUGUGUCAGCCAGAAAUCCGUCACACUUGCAUCUUUGGCGGCUCUUCGAAGGUGCCGCAGGCUCGCGAUUUGGAACGCGGCGUUGAAGUGAUCAUUGCUACACCAGGCCGUCUUAUCGAUUUUCUCGAGAACCGCAAUACGAACUUGCAGCGCUGCACCUAUCUGGUGCUCGACGAGGCCGAUCGUAUGCUGGACAUGGGCUUUGAGCCCCAGAUACGUAAAAUCAUCGAACAGAUACGCCCUGAUCGUCAGGUGGUCAUGUGGUCGGCCACCUGGCCAAAGGAAGUCCAGGCCCUGGCCGGUGAUUUUCUUAACGAUUACAUCCAAAUUAAUAUUGGGUCUAUGAAUCUCUCGGCUAAUCAUAACAUACGUCAGAUUGUUGAAAUUUGCACCGAAAUGGAGAAACCGCAACGCAUGAUGCGUCUCCUUAAGGAGAUUGUACCAACUACCAAUAAUGCGGCCAACAAUCUUAAUAAAAUUAUUAUAUUUGUGGAGACCAAGAUAAAGGUGGAGGAUAUCCUACAAAUUAUUCGUACCGAGGGCUACACUGCCACUUCAAUCCAUGGCGACAAAACCCAAAACGAGCGUGACUCUGUUCUGAAAGACUUUCGCAAUGGCAAAUCGAAUAUACUAAUUGCCACAGAUGUGGCAUCCCGUGGUCUGGAUGUCGAGGAUUUGCAGUAUGUGAUUAACUAUGAUUAUCCAAAUUCAUCGGAGAAUUAUGUUCAUCGCAUUGGGCGCACGGGUCGUUGUCAGCAAUUGGGCACGGCUUAUACAUUUUUCACACCGGACAAUGCCAAACAAGCACGCGAACUGAUAUCCGUGCUAGAGGAAGCCGGUCAGACACCAUCACAAGCGUUGCUCGAUUUGGCACGCUCCAUGCCAAAUUCGGGUGCCUAUCGCGGCAAUAAGCGUUGGAACACCAGCAGUGGCGGCGGAGGUGGCAUUGGCGGUGGCAGCAGCACUAGCGGUGCCUAUCAGCAGCGUCUCAAUCCACUCAAUUAUCAGGCCGGAGGCAAUAGCUAUAAUAACAAUCGUGGAGUUGGCGGUGGCUAUCAACAGUAUACCCCCGGUGGUAAUCAAUAUCAGCAGAAUGGCAGCAAUGGUGGCGGUAGCAAUUGGAAUCGCAUGAACCAGCAGGGAGGAGGCCAGGAUGGCGGAAGCCAACGCAACGGCGGCGGUAAUGCCUAUCGUCCACGCGCUCCGUUCAAUAGUGGCGGACCACGUGCCAUUAUGGGUCAUCAGGGUGCUGGCGGUGCUGGUAAUGGUGGAGUUGGCGGCAGUUCCGGCGGUCCACAGCCUCAUUUGGGACAGCAGGGUGGUCCAUAUAUGCCUCAGCCGUUUCGUGGUCGCGGACAAUUCGUGCCACCUAAUGCAGCAGCUGGUGGCAUGCCACCAAGAUUUCAACAAUAUCCCAAACGCGAAUAUCAGCCACAGCACUAUCAGACGGCACCACAGCAGCAGCAGCAGCAGUCGAUACCACAGCAAAAGCUAUCGAAGGACGACAAAUAUUCCCCACAGCAACCGGCAACAGUGAGCACUCCCGUGGUGCAUUAUACACCAGCCAAUUCGCCGCCAAUUUCAGCUGUGGCUGCUGUGGCAGCUGCAGCGGCAGCUGGUCGCACUGUUGCCCCAGCUCCACCGCCAGGCGGUGCCUAUCUGUAUGAUGCAGCCGGAGUGCUAACAACAGCCGGUGCUCCUGGCACCAAUCCGUAUGCCAGCCAAUUUAGCAUGCCGGCAACAUAUUAUGCUACCGCUGCCCAACAUCAUCAAUUUGCCCCAGCUGUAGCCGGACCAGGUCCAGGAGCUGCCAUUGAGCAGGCGAGCCAGCACUAAAAUGGCCGCCGCCACUACCACCACUACCACUACUACCCAUAUUAACAACAAUUGCUUCAACUCCACCCCCAACAACAUCAGCAGCAGCAGUAGCAGUAGCAACAGCAACAGCUGUAAUAACACCAGCAACAAAAACAACAACAUCAUCAUGGACACAAAAAAUGACAACAAUCACCACACACUCCCAAGGCAGAAGAAGACAUUUGCAGCAAACUGCAGCAUCAUCCAAGUCCCAAAAUUCUCUUAUCUUCUUUUCUUUAUUUUGAUACACAAUUUGAAUUCAGAA